AUGGCUACAAAUGACCCAUUGAAGAUAUUGGAGCAGAAAUUUAGGGAGCAAAAUGAAAAUGUUUGGCUUCGACUAGGAAUGUUUGCAGAGCUGAUGGGAGAGCAGGAUAAAGCACUCUUUUCAUAUGAGAACGCACUCAAACAUAAUCCUUUUUCAAUUAAAGCACUCACACAGAUCGCAUCGAUCUUUAGAAUCAAAGAGCAAUUCCACAAGGCAUCCGAAUACUUUCAGAGAAUCGUCAAUAUAGACAACAAGAAUGGCGAGGUUUGGGGUGCAAUGGGACAUUGUUUCUUAAUGAUGGACGAACUGCAAAAGGCUUACAGUGCUUAUCAACACGCUUUAUAUCAUCUUCCAAACCCAAAGGAUCCAAAUUUGUGGUACGGAAUUGGUAUUUUGUAUGAUAGAUAUGGUUCAUAUGAUCAUGCCGAAGAAGCUUUCACUGCAGUACUAAAGAUGGAUAAUAGUGUUUUGUAUAAGCAUCAAGGAAAAUAUGAGCAAAGCUUAGAGUAUUUCAAUAGUUUACUAAAGGCACCACCAAGACCUUUGUCAACUUCAGAUAUUUGGUUCCAGAUUGGACAUGUUUAUGAAUUACAGAAGGAAUAUACAUUGGCAAGAGAUGCAUAUGAAAAGGUAUUGAAAGAGAAUGGAUCUCACGCUAAAGUACUUCAACAAUUAGGUUGGUUAUAUCAUCACAAUCCAACUUUCUCGAACCAAGAUUAUGCUAUUGGUUUCUUGAUGAAAUCUAUCGAUGCUGAUCCCUCUGAUGCCCAGACAUGGUACUUGUUGGGUAGAUGUUACAUGAUCCAACAAAAGUAUAAGAAAGCCUACGAUGCUUACCAACAAGCUGUUUACAGAGAUGGAAGAAAUCCUUCUUUCUGGUGUUCAAUUGGUGUUCUUUAUUAUCAAAUUAAUCAAUAUCGUGAUGCUUUAGAUGCUUACACAAGAGCCAUUAGAAUCAAUCCAUACAUUAGCGAAGUAUGGUAUGAUCUUGGUACCUUAUACGAGAGUUGUAAUCAAUACACAGAUUCAUUGGAUGCCUACCAAAAGGCAUCAGAGUUGGACCCACACAACAAACACAUUCAAUCAAGGCUUGCAACACUUAAAGGCCAGAUUGCAAGAUCAAAGGACAACUACAUUGAUAACAAUGGUGAGAAGGAGCCAAGUGAUUAUGUCAGUGAUAAAUCUACUCCUAUGAUCAUCGAACCAUGUUCGCCAGGACACACAAUGGAUCAACUCAAUAGAAACGGUAGACCAGGCAUUGGUAGCAGUAACAGUAACGGAUCGAACGGACCAGUUCCAAAUCUCCCAGAGUUAUCAGAGAUUGCCAUUUCCGAAGAUAGAAAUAAUAGUUUACCAUCUUCACACGACUUAAAUUCAUCUUUGACCGACAAGAAGACCGAAAAGAACAAAGGUAAAGAGUUAAAUUCAGCAUCCAGCCCAGAGACUAGACACAUGGACGAAAAGGAAGAGUACAUCAAUGGCAACAAUAACAACAACAACAACAACAAUCAUCAUGGCAAGUCAGAACUCAGCAAACUCAGAGAGAUUGUAGAUCUCGAAAGACCAAUGGUUGUUGAGAAGGAAAGAAUGAGCAAAGAGUUUGACGAGCGUCGUGAGCUUCCAUUGCCAAAGGAGUUUAGAGAACCACAUCCACAUCAACAGGAAGACAAAGAGUUGAAGGAGAUCACUGAGCGCGAGCGUGAACGUGAAAGAAUGAGAGAACGUGAAGCCGAAUUUGACAGAGAACGUGAACUUGAAAGAGAAAAAGAACGUUUAAGAGAGCGCGAAGCCGAAAGAGAGAAGGAAAGAGAGCGUGAAAGAGAAAGAGAACGUGAAAGAGAAAAGGAAAGAGAAAGAGAGCGCGAAAGAGAAAGAGAACGUGAGAGAGAAAAGGAAAGAGAAAGAGAAACCGAAAGAGAAAAAGAGAGAGAGCGCGAGAGAGAACGCGAGAGAGAAAGAGAAAGAGAAAAAGAAAGAGAACGCGAACGUGAGCGUGAAAGAGAAAGAGAAAAGGAGAGCGAGGCUGAGAAGGAAAAGGAAAAAGAAAAAGAGAAGGAGAAGGAGAUUUCAAAAGAUAAAGAAAUGACCGACGAUGAUCAAACCAAAGCCAAAGAGGAAAAGGAGACUACCAAAGAAUCACCAUCUGUAGUACCUGCGCCCAAGGAGGAUGUCGAGAUGAAGGAAGUCGAGAAGCCAGUUGAAGUCAAGCCAACCAAAGAGGACAGACCAGCUUCGCCAGCCAAGGAAGAGAAAGAGGAAAAGAAGGAUACCGAAGAGACCAAGUCAAAAGAGGAAGCUGAAGUCAAGCCAACCAAAGAGACCUCCGAAGAAACCACAACCAAGUCUCCAGAGAAGAAGGAAGAGAAGGAAGAGAUUGAAUCGUCCGCCUCUACUUCAUCAACAUCACCAACCUCGACAAAGGAAUCAAAGGAAUCACCAAAGGAAUCUGUUGAAUCCAACGAUGAUCCAAAGAACAACGCUACCAAUAACAAUGGUACCUCGCCUCGUUUAUCACCGCGUCCAGACCAAAUUGAACCUGGACAAGAUGCCUCACAAGAGGAAGUAAACAAGAGAAAGCUCGACGAUGACACAAACAACAACGAUGCUAACAAGCGUAUCAAGGCCGACGAUGACGAGACCCCUUCAUCGCCAAAGCGUAGUGAAAAUGAAUCACUUUCACCAGAAUCUAAAGUCAACAAGAGUGAGCGAGCAAGAGACAGAGAGAAUGACAAGAACCUUCAAACAUACCGAGAAAAUAAUAGAGAGAAAGAAAGAGAGAGAGGUGAGCGUGAUAAAAAGAAAGAAUCCUUGAAAAUAUUCAAACCCUCCAGUCGAUCAAAGUUAUCUAAUAACAAUAUUAAUUGA
Messenger RNA from Heterostelium album PN500, 2865 nucleotides. RefSeq lists its product as uncharacterized. Gene Ontology annotation, molecular function: RNA polymerase II cis-regulatory region sequence-specific DNA binding; protein binding; chromatin DNA binding. The record is from RefSeq and is a predicted model, not a curated record. NCBI's taxonomy places the organism in Eukaryota, Evosea, Eumycetozoa, Acytosteliales, Acytosteliaceae. The transcript is spliced from 6 exons. Bases 1 to 2865 code for a protein of 954 amino acids. Gene Ontology annotation, biological process: regulation of gene expression.